AUGCUGGAAGCGCUGAUGUUGGAAGAUAGUCCGUUCGGAGGACUAACCGAGGAGCAACGGUGCAUGCUGGCAAGGGAUGUUGACGUGGACUACAAGUUUGGACAUCGAUACUUGAAGGCACUCCCUUUCAAGCGAGCAAUGCGCAGGAGAAUGAUGACGUCGCGAUGGGUGGUUCAUCUUUACUCAGGAGUUCGAAGGGAAUUGAGCGACGAGCUGAAGGCCCUAGAAGCUGAAGGGGUGGUGAUGGUGGAAAUUGAUGUGGCCAAGAGCAAGCUGAUGAACAUGAAGGGAGAAAGCGCUAUGUAUCAGGCUUUGCUGUGGGCUGCAGCCGGUGGACACAUUGAGGCAAUUUUCGGCGAACCACCCAAUGCGGAGACCUCCAAGGAGCUGAUCCUGAAGCAGUUGUUCUUGUGGCAGCUUGCGAAUGCAGGGAAUCGACAUCUUCGACUACCUCCCCCGGCACUAGUGCUCCAGUUGAGGCAAGAUGAUCCUUUCUGGUCGGAUGAGAUCGGAAAAACCUUUGAGAAGGAGAAUGGCUUCACUGGGAUCAGAAACGAAGCAGGGAGCAGGAUGAUUACUAACAUGGUUGUUCAGCCAGAACUAGGACUAUGGCAUCAGCAAGGACAAUCUGGAGCCCCGCGACAGUGGACCAGGCAGUUCAAGGAGGCCAUUGUGGGCGGAAUGCAAAGGUGGAGGAAUGGCGUCUUCUUGAAGCGGAUGGAUGGGCCUCUUUCAGAGAUGACGACGCGGGAGUUAAGGGUCAAGGGGGAAACCGCCGAUGGAACGAAGUUCAAGUAUGCCUUGGUCGGAGCUUAUGUGUGUCCUCGCUUGCCUGAUGACGGAGCUGGAGUUGGACCGCUGGGGGAACCAAAGGUGGAGUCCAGUGAUCAUGAGGAUGCGGAGCACGAAGCAUUGGUCAAGGAACUAGAGGCGUUGUUUGAGGAGGAGCCCGAAGAAGAAGAGGAUCUUUCCCCUGAGGACCGACAACACAUGGAGGUUCAGAACGCCGAGUACAAGAAGCUGUGUGAGGAGAUUGGGGAGGAGUGCCCGGAGCAUGACGUCUUGAGAUAUGCUAUUCCGAUGACCUCGAGAAGAACAGCUGAAGUCAACAUGUGCGUGAGACAGAUGUACAUGCAAGUGAGAUCGCAGGGAUACCCAGUGCUUCGUUGUCACUCUGAUCGGGCAAGGGAGUUGAGGAAUUGGAGACUACGAUCAUGGUUCUUGGAAAGAGAAGUUAUCCCCACGACCGGAGAAGGACAGUCUCCCCAGAGUAAUGGAAGGGCCGAAGCCACCGUCAAGUACCUGAAGGGCCAAGCGAAGCUGUUGUUGAAUCAAACCAAACUUCCACGUAGCUGCUGGCCAUUAGCUAUGGUUUAUGCAGCUCAUCGACAACGUCUACAAGUCACACAUGGAGACAAGGCGCUGCCUUUCGGUACUCCUGUACAUGUACGUGCCAAAGUAUAUGGAACAGGUGGAAAGUUUGAUCUUGAUGAUCGCUGGAAAGAUGGAGUCUAUGUGGGUCCUUCUUCAGACAUGAAGGAUGGUUAUGUGGUGAGGUUCCCCGAUGGCUCCUACGUGACCUCUGCGCAUUUGAGACCUUAUCUUGUGGAGCCCGACAAGGCGGUGGAUUUGGACCCGAUGGAAAUGGAUCUUCCAGUGCCAAGGAGAAGAGUCCGAGAGAAAACAUCCUUGUCAUCAUUGGCGGGGAAGCUACAGAAGAGCGUUGACGAAGUGGAAGGGAGCAAUCACCAAGGAGAUCACCACGCUUUUUCAAGGGACGCGAAAGAAAUGGAAGAGCGUGGGGAACUGAAAAUAGUUCCUUCAAAGGGAGUGUGGACGAUGAAACCUCCUACGGUGGCUGGAGACAAGGUUCGCAGACGCUUUAGACUGGUGCUAUGUGGGAACUUUGUUGCCCGUGGUGAAGGUGAAUUCGACUUGUACGCGGGCGGGGUAACAGCAGACACACUUCGGGCAGCAUUGGCCAUUGCGACCAACAAGAAAUGGAGUGGUGCCACUUCUGACAUCACAGCGGCAUUCUUGCUUGCCGAUUGGCCUAGUGAUCUUCCCAAAUAUGGCAUCAUCCCUCCGAGGGUGUUGUUCGAGAGCGGCCACGCAGAGCCUGGGGAGAUUUGGUUGGUUCUUCGUCCUCUAUAUGGAUUGAGGGAGUCGCCGGCUAUUUGGUCCAAGUGUCGGUCAAAUCGCCUGUCAAAUGCCAAGGUCAAGUACCAAGGAAAGGACUUGAAGUUCAAGGCCUCGGAAGUGGACCCGGAGCUUUGGUACGUCUAUGAGGGUGACUUUGCCGGAGCAGAGCUACUAGCAAUGAUCAUCACGUAUGUGGAUGAUAUCUUCUACUUGGCGGAGAGCGAUCUGAUCAAGGUGCUUCAUGCGUGGGUGGAGGAAGAGUGGCCUUGCAGUCCGUUACAAUGGACAGAAUCCGAAGAAGGCACGAGAUACCUGGGCAUUGAAAUCAGGCAGAAUGAGAAGAAGCAGUUUGAGCUGUGCCAAUCGGCCUACAUUAAAAAUCUGUUGAGGUCGCAUGGCUUAGAAGAGGCGAUCCCAACGAAGCUUCCGUGUCCGAAGGAGUGGAUGAAUUUCUCGGCGUCGGAGCUUCGGCAUGGGCAACGAAUCGUGGGAGAACAAUUAUGGCUGACUAUGAGAACCCGUCCUGACUUGUUGUUCCCGGUGAAUUACAUGGCAAGCAGAGUCAGCAAGCAGCCAAAUAAGGUGGCGAAGAUUGGCCUGAGAUUGAUGUCCUAUUUGAAGGAAACGAUGGACAUGAAGCUGGUGAUUGGAUGUGACCAAGACUUGAGCAUCGCCACACAACAAGCCCCGAUCUGCCUCACGGGGUACUCAGAUGCCUCGUUUGCCCCGUUCGGGGGCAAAUCCUUCGGCGCUUCGCUUGUGACGGCAUCUGGUUCUCCAAUUUCCUGGAAGGCAAGCAAGCAAGCUUUCGUGACACUUUCCGUGAUGGAAGCAGAGUUGUACGAGGCCUCACAGGCUGCCACGCUCUUGGAAAGCGUAGGGUGUUUGUUCGAUGAAACUUACAAGACUCGUGUGGCCCGACUGCUAUGCGUGGACAAUAGCGCUGCUGUGAGCAUGCUUGAAGGCGGAGCCGGGUCUUGGAGGACUCGGCAUUUGAGGGUGAGAUGUGCUCAUGUCAGGAGCCAAAUUGAGCAAGGCCUUCUACAGGUUUCCCACAUCGAUGGAGAACGACAACUUGCCGAUUUAGCCACAAAGAUGCAUGGAAAGGCGAGACUCUGGCAACUUUUGGAGGCAUGGGGCUUCAUCAAUCUUCCGCUGGAAGCCGUAAGGGCGUUUGGUGUUCGUUUGUGUGUCUGCAUUCUGCUGGCUUCGUUGGUCGUGGCGGCAGAUGGGAAGAAGAAACUUGACGAAGAGCCAGAAUCGGAAGGAUCUAGAUUGCAGGUAGCUGGAUGGCAAGAGCUGAUUGUGGUCACCAUCUUGGUCUGUGUGGCAGCUAUUGGCGUCUGGGAAUUGAUGAAAUACGUGGUCUCAUGUUGCUGGAAGAGUUCUGAGGAGUCUCCAAAACAAAGGAGACUUCGUAGGCUUCGAGAGGCAGCAAGGAUGGCAGCUGAGGAGGAGCUGGAUCGAACGCAGCUUGCUUAUGAAGCGGCCGUAGCUGCGGAAGCCGCUGGUCUACAUGAAGUAAGGGCAGUUCUACAUGCUGGAGACCACAUUCCCACUCCUCCUCCUCCCGAUGAAUACGAGCCACCUCCAAGACCUCCGUUGCCGGAAGUUAGACUUGAGAAUCAGCGAAGUCAACGAGCUCGUGGUGAAGAUCGAGUUCAAUACCGUGAAUAUCCAAGAAAUGCUUUCUGGAAAACGAGCUCAAAUUUGAGCAGGCUGCAUACCGAUCCGCAUUGCAGUGGUCUUCGCAACAGUGGAACGGUGCAUCGUAUUGAGUACUGUGCUUACUGCCACGGACGACGACCGUUGUAUGAGAGAAAUGGGUGA
Symbiodinium natans is the source of this 3972-nucleotide messenger RNA. NCBI's taxonomy places the organism in Eukaryota, Dinophyceae, Suessiales, Symbiodiniaceae. The record is from the annotation of a GenBank genome assembly.